CCUCACCUCUUGUGUAAGCGCUAUUUUGAGAACGUUUUCGGCGCGAGCCGUGCUCCGACCUGGGCUUCCGAGCCAAGUGCCUCAUGUUUAUAUACCUCCACGACAAGUACACGAGGCAACUCUGCAGUCUUUGUGACUGUUAUGUCGAACUCUAUCUCAAGUAACAUUACUAUCUUUUCCCUGCAGGUGCAGUUGUAAAAUCAUCUUCCAACAUUAUUGCUUCGCCCAUUGAACUCAAGCGAAAUCAAUGACUGCCUUGUAUUCCCCUUCACAUAAUGCUUCGCAGGAUAGCCGAUCAGGACCUUUGAUAUUCGAACCCGUAAUACCCCAGGGUUCUCCUCGUUCUUCUGUUUUCGAAAAUGGAGUUCGCAGCGUUAGCCGCGCGUCUUUGCGCUCAAGGUCUCGAUCCCCUGUAGCUCCCCCACCUCUUCCUCCUCCGCAUUCCGCCCCCGUCAUACCUAAUACACCUAAUUCGCCUCUCAGUUCCCCUCGGCUUUCCGUGAACGAAGCCCGCCGCCUCAGUGCAAGUGCAUCACCUCGUGCAUUAUCACCCGUCACUCCUGGGUCCCCCUCUGAAAACUUUCUUCAUCCCGGAUACCAACCAGCAUUCAUGUCAUCACGAUCGCGAUCAGCCACCCCGGAAAUAUUCAUACCACCUCUCGAGUCGUCAGAUCCUACACCAGCGCCACCUACUACUGAUCCCAUACCAGUACAAGAACAGCCAGCGUAUGCUGCCGCGCCUUUUUGGGGACAACCUUAUAGUGGUGUCUCUUAUCCGUAUUUCAACUACUAUCCGCCACAACCUUAUCCGUACCAUUCUACUCCCUACGUCGCGCCAGGUGUCGACAUGUGGCCGCCACCGCCCAUCAGCACACCAUAUGCUAUGCCCCAAUUCCCCCAGACUCUUGCGGCCUAUGAGUAUCCGACACCAUUUAAUAUCUCCACGGCACAUAACACGCCUUUUCCCAGCACUCCGAUGUUUGCCAUGGGACCCUCUACACCUUGGAUCCCUACGACUCCAUGGACAGUUGGGUCUCCUGCCGUUCGUGUCAACCCCAGGCUGGCUCCCGGGGGUCUUCGUUGGGAUUUACUCCAUCAUCCCGACCAAGCACGUUAUAUCAACGACUUUGGUGCUCUCAAGGCACCCAAGUUCUCUGACAAUGCGCUAACUAUGGCGCCGCAGAGUAGCGGCGGUCCUCGUAUGAAGGUUUCGAAAGUCGAGAUCACUUCUUCAUCUCAUGCUGUACUCAAUUAUUGGAUGUCAAUCUGGGGCCCUAUACCCUUACCGCAUCAUAAAGUGUUCGAUGUCCUGUCAGCGGUAUACAACUACCUUGCACAGCCGCUUACAGCCCAGGAGACGAAGCUGCUCUUAGAUACACCUCAGAAUGUCGGACAUGCGCUCAGGGCCAAGGAGGCCCGCGCGAACGAUAGCUGGGCUUUGGCAUGUGUUAUACUUCAGGAGGAGGGGUAUCGAAGGAUAGAUGUGAUUGGGGUUCACCGAGGGUUCGGUGGUAUUUCUGUGGAGAAAAUCACACCGACGGGUUUGCCUGCUGCUGCUGCUGAAGGGAACGAUGAACCUGAGCAGGAAGCUGAGGUAGAACUUACGAUAGCGCUCUCUCCGCUUCCGGGCGAUGCGGAUGAGAAUUGGAUGUAGUAGUGCAGGAUGAACGAUGAUGAUUUCAGGUUGAGGCUUUCGAACUGGUAGUAUGAAUCCUGUUUUGCUCCUGUUCAUGCCUAUUGUGUUUUUUUACCCCACAGGUUUAUCUUAAAUACAUUUACUUGCUCAUAUAAAUCGACUUUACUGGUAAUUCAGAGAUUUCUAACCCCCUCGCCCAAUUUUGGGCUUUCGGGUAUGGUCUUGCCUCAAUCGCGGUCUGAGUUACUAUUAGGUUCGUCUUCAAAACAAUCUCUUCUGGGUUUUGCUGCCAGGGUGGCGUUACCGUCGUAGCUAAAACUAGAAGAUUCAUGAUACAGAGUUAUACAAAGAUCAAACAGGAGCGGCCUGGGUGUGUAGUCGAGCCAUUAUCUGCUGUUUGAGAAUGAUACACGCCUCGAGGAGUAGAGUAGAGGAAAGGC
Molecule: messenger RNA, 2076 nt
Organism: Lentinula edodes (shiitake mushroom)
Lineage: Eukaryota; Fungi; Basidiomycota; Agaricomycetes; Agaricales; Omphalotaceae
Exons: 4
Coding region: 248-1654 (468 amino acids)
Source: RefSeq, a predicted model, not a curated record